Eriocheir sinensis (Chinese mitten crab) is the source of this 1176-nucleotide messenger RNA. Its product is annotated as calcium-binding protein P-like. The transcript is spliced from 6 exons. The record is from RefSeq and is a predicted model, not a curated record. Bases 159 to 668 code for a protein of 169 amino acids. Lineage: Eukaryota; Metazoa; Arthropoda; Malacostraca; Decapoda; Varunidae.
UUACCGAAAAGCGCGUUAAAGACAAAAAAAAAAAAAGAGAGAGAGAGAGAGAAACGAGAUAUGAAAAUUACGUUAAAGUAGGAACACAAACAGGAGCAGGAGGAGGAGGAAGAGAAGAAACAGGAUAAGCAUGCAGCCACGCCACUAAAGGAGCCGAAAUGAAGGAGCUACUUGCGCUGCUGCUGGUGCUGGUGGUGACGGUGAAUGGAGGACGGCCGUACAACCAGGGAGGCCACUCGGUCGGGCCCCAGAAAUUCGUAAGAGAUCCGUACGGCACAUACCGCCCUGUCCCUGACGCCGUUGGCGGCCCCCCCUUCGGCAGACCCUUCGGCUCAGGAGGCGGCCGCCCCUCGCACGCUGCCGCCUCCCACAUCCACGGGCAGUCGGGCUUCCAACAGGGCGGGUUCCCAUCCCACCAAAACAACUUCCAGCAAGGUGGAUUCCCAUCACACCAGAACAAUUUCCAACAAGGCGGGUUCCCAUCAAACCAAGGCGGAUUCCCAUCAAACCAAGGCGGAUUCCCAUCAAACCAGGGCGGCUUUGGAGGUGACGUUCCCAUCAUCCCUCUUCCCAACAGACCCUCCGUGGGGAUCGGUCAAGUGGGUUCCGACAUCGACAUCUCCCAAUUCGCGCGCAACAAGCCUGGCGCUGGGAAAGGAUCGCGCUAGUCGCUCCCCAAGGCCUGUCAGUGUCCCUGCCUCGGAGUUACCACUACCACCACCACCACCACUGCCAUCCUAACCACCUGGUAUUCUCAGACGCUUCACCCUCUCGCAUCAACUAUUUCCAAAGGCCAAAAGGAAGAUCAAUCGGGUUCUAAUGAGUCUUUUUUUAGGUUCAAGGUACAAAAGAAGGGUUAAACUACCACCAGGGUCAUAAAACUACCCCUGGAAAUGCCCUAAACUCCUACGAAAACUGUGUUAGAUAAGUGUUCUUGGGGGCCGAAAUAUUAAAGAAUGCGGCCCUCCUGAGAAGCCCCCUCUAGCUCCAGCCAAACCAACCCCGAAGACCUUCAAGCAUGAUCACGAAAAGCCCUGAGCAGCCUCCACCUAAGCAGUAGUGUGGGCGAGGCGGCAGGCGUGGUGUGAGGCUAUGAAACAGACAUUGGCCAUAAGCAUUUACCGAAAACUUUGCUGUAUGAGUAUUCUGACACUAAUAAAAUAUAAAAGUUGUUCA